GCUGCACAGGUCUUUCUGCUUGUCUUCUUCCUUGGAACAGAGUAUUGUCUCCUCACCACCAUGUGCUACGACCGCUACGUUGCCAUCUGCAAACCCCUGCACUACGGGACCCUCCUGGGCAGCAGAGCUUGUGCCCACAUGGCAGCAGCUGCCUGGGCCACUGGCUUUCUCUAUUCACUGCUGCACACAGCCAAUACAUUUUCCCUGCCCCUGUGCCAGGGCAAUGCCCUGGGCCAGUUCUUCUGUGAACUCCCACACAUCCUCAAGCUCUCCUGCUCACACUCAGGCUACCUCAGGGAACUUGGGCUCCUUGGGGUUACUGCCUGUUUAGUGUUUGGUUGUUUUGUUUUCAUUGUUUUCUCCUAUCUGCAGAUCUUCAGGGCUGUGCUGAGGAUCCCCUCUCAGCAGGGACGGCACAAAGCCUUUUCCACGUGCCUCCCACACCUGGCUGUGGUCUCUCUGUUUGUCAGCACCGCAGCAUUUGCCCACCUGAAGCCCCCCUCCAUCUCCUCCCCAUCCCUGGAUCUGGCACUAUCAGUUCUGUACUCGGUGGUGCCUCCAGCACUGAACCCCCUCAUCUACAGCCUGAGGAACCAGGAGCUCAAGGAUGCCAUAAGGAAAAUGAUGACUGGAUGCUUUUCAGGAGCAAUAAAGUUCCAGUUUUCUGGUGUGUAGCAUUCAGAAUGGGACUCCUUAAUGGCCCAGCCUUCCUGUUCACAUUUUUC
This is a messenger RNA of Pseudopipra pipra, 725 nucleotides long. RefSeq names its product olfactory receptor 14J1-like. The record is from RefSeq and is a predicted model, not a curated record. Gene Ontology annotation, cellular component: membrane. The transcript has a single exon. The coding region runs from base 61 to 675 and encodes 204 amino acids. Gene Ontology annotation, biological process: G protein-coupled receptor signaling pathway. Gene Ontology annotation, molecular function: odorant binding; olfactory receptor activity. NCBI's taxonomy places the organism in Eukaryota, Metazoa, Chordata, Aves, Passeriformes, Pipridae.